Messenger RNA from Impatiens glandulifera, 1315 nucleotides. RefSeq names its product malate dehydrogenase, glyoxysomal-like. Gene Ontology annotation, biological process: tricarboxylic acid cycle; malate metabolic process. Lineage: Eukaryota; Viridiplantae; Streptophyta; Magnoliopsida; Ericales; Balsaminaceae. The transcript has 8 exons. Gene Ontology annotation, cellular component: cytoplasm; chloroplast. Gene Ontology annotation, molecular function: L-malate dehydrogenase (NAD+) activity. Bases 87 to 1172 code for a protein of 361 amino acids. The record is from RefSeq and is a predicted model, not a curated record.
AUUAUUUCCUUAUUCCUUCAUUCCUUGUCCAUUUUCAUAUAUAAUAAACUAAACCACAACGAGCCUCCACAUUCCUUCACAAGACGAUGAUGCAGCAGCAGACUUCAGAAAUCAAUCAUCGUAUUGCAAGAAUCGCUGCUCAUCUCCAUCCUCCAAAUCUCCAGAUGGAGGAGAAUAGCAGUAGCAGCUUAUUGAGGGCAGGUACAUGCAGAGCCAAAGGAAGUGCUGUUGGGUUCAAAGUUGCUGUACUAGGUGCUGCUGGGGGAAUUGGGCAAUCACUUUCCUUAUUAAUGAAGAUGAACCCCUUAGUCUCCAUCCUCCAUCUUUAUGAUGUUGUCAAUACUCCUGGAGUCACUGCCGAUGUCAGUCACAUGGACACCGGAGCAGUGGUACGAGGGUUUCUAGGGCAAAAGCAGCUGGAGGAUGCUCUGACUGGAAUGGAUGUUGUGAUCAUACCAGCAGGUGUUCCAAGGAAGCCUGGAAUGACAAGAGAUGACCUGUUUAAGAUCAAUGCUGGAAUUGUGAAGACCCUGUGCGAAGGGAUAGCCAAGUGCUGUCCGAAUGCAAUUGUGAACUUGAUCAGUAAUCCGGUUAAUUCCACUGUCCCAAUUGCAGCUGAGGUUUUCAAGAAAGCCGGAACCUAUGACCCUAAGCGUCUCCUGGGUGUCACUAAGCUUGACGUAGUCAGAGCCAACACCUUUGUGGCAGAAGUGUUGGGAGUUGAUCCGAGAGAUGUUGAUGUCCCAGUUGUAGGAGGUCAUGCUGGAGUAACCAUAUUGCCUCUUCUUUCUCAGGUAAAGCCUCCCAGCUCAUUCACCCAAGAAGAAACCGAAUAUCUGACAAACAGGAUCCAGAACGGUGGAACAGAAGUGGUUGAGGCAAAAGCUGGAGCUGGAUCAGCAACUCUGUCAAUGGCAUUUGCGGCUGCUAAAUUUGCAGAUGCGUGCCUGAGGGGGUUGAGAGGAGAUGCCGGUAUAGUGGAAUGUGCAUUUGUUGCUUCUCAGGUUACAGAACUCCCUUUCUUUGCUACAAAGGUAAGACUUGGUCGUACUGGUGCGGAAGAGAUAUACCAGCUUGGCCCGCUUAAUGCCUACGAGAGGGCGGGCUUGGAGGCAGCAAAGAAAGAGUUGGCUGGAAGCAUUCAGAAGGGGGUCUCCUUCAUCAGGAAUUAACUAUAACUUAAAACCCUCACCAGAAUUAUCACUCGUUAAUAAAUACCCUAGUAAUACUUCUACUACUACUACUAUUUCUGGAAAAUCCUUGGCACUGUGAAGUGUGACCACCAAACAAGGUCAAUUAUAUGAUGUUAUUACUA